ACGUCACAAGACCGCGUCGCGCUCCUGUAUCUGUUGCGAUUCGGCUAAAGAGCUGUUUCAGUUUUAGUUUUGAUUUGUUUGCUUGUUUUUCAUUAGACCACUUAAUCAAGCUGUCUGACUCUCUCGCCAGUGCACUGACAGCUGAACUAGAGCUGAUUGAGACGCCCACAGAGAUGUGGUUUGUCUCAUCUUAAACAUGACAGAGUGUCCAAAGGCAGAAAAGUCCUGCUGAAGUGACUGAGAUCCAGGUGUCACAGGAUUGUAACGAUGGCUUUAAUUAAAGAGGAGAGAGAAGACCUCACGAUUGAAGAUUCAAUCACAUUGAAACGAGAACAGACAGACCUGAUUGCACUGAAAGAGGAGAGUCAAGAACUGGAUGAAACGGAAGAGAAAGAUCUGGAUGACAAACAUCUUGAUUUUGUGACUGAAAAGCAUAAUCGCUCGCAGACUAAAAAAAAAGUUUCCUUACGAAAAAGAGCUCAGAAGACAGGAUCUAGGAGUCGUUUUACCUGCAAACACUGUGGGAAAAGUUUCAGUCAACAUGAACAUCUUAAAAUCCACAUGAGAGAUCACAAUGGAGAGAAGCCCUUCACCUGCCAACAGUGUGGAAAGAGUUUUGACCAAAAAAGAGCCUUUACGGUCCACAUGAGGAUUCACACUGACAGCGCAUUCACCUGCCAACAGUGUGGAAAAUGUUACAGCAGAAAAGAAAACCUUAGGUACCACAUGAGAGUCCACACGGGAGAGAAGCCUUUCAUCUGCAGACACUGUGGAAAAGGUUUCACUCGAAGAGGAAGCCUUGAAAGCCAUGCAAGAAUUCAUACUGGAGUGAAGCCUUACACAUGCUCUCAGUGUGGAAGAAGUUUUACACAUAGACCAACUCUUAAUGCCCACCAGAGAACUCACACAGGAGAGAAGCCUUACACGUGUUCUCAGUGUGGAAGGAGUUUCGAUCAACUUGGAAACCUUAAUGUCCACAUGAGAAUUCACACUGGAGAAAACCCCUUUUCCUGCAAGCAGUGUGAAAAAAGUUUCAGUCGAAAAGGAAACCUUGACGUCCACAUGAGGAUUCACACUGGAGAUAGCCCUUACACUUGCCAACAGUGUGGAAUGAGUUUCACACAAAAAGGAAACCUUAACAUUCACAUCAGACUACACACUGGAGAAAAGCCGUUUGAGUGCCAACAGUGUAAAAAGAGUUUCACAUAUCAAAGAGACCUGAAACGGCAUUUGCAAAUCCAUUCUAGGAAGCAAUCGAAGUGUCGACCAGUGUGGCAAGAGGUUUACAAAAUAGAGCAAUUUUAAAAAUCACUGCAGGAAGAAGAAUGUAAUUUAGCUCAGUGUAAUAAUUUCAUUUGCCAUCACACUUACAGAUAUACCUGAGAGAAUGUAGAUGUGAGAUCCUAUUUGUGUUCUUUCUGUGGAAAGAGUUUUAGGGUGUAUUCACAUCAGAAAGUCCACUAGUUCACUUGCUUUGGUCCGGUUUCUCUUUCACUCUGCCCUUUUUGCAAGUGAACCAGGAACUGUAAACAAAACAACACGUGUGCUAAGGUCAUCCAUUCAUUGGUUAAGCCAUUCAACUGUACCAGAGUUUGUUUGGAAGCGGACUAAAACCAGCUCCUCAGCUGGGUCUCGGUACGGUUGUUUGGUGCGAUUCCUGUAUUCACACCUGCCCAAAAGAUCUGCACCAAAGGAGGAAAUUAACUUGAGUUUGAUUCAAUCGACCCAAACAAGACCGAUGUGAAUAAACCCUUAAAGAGCUUUUUAAAAUGGCUCCAGGAAAUGGUGAAAGUAGUUUUUUGUGAAUGUAGUUUAUAAUGUACAGAGACAUAGUUCCCAUAUUUAACUCUGUUUAAUACAUUGGAAUCUGCAUUUUAGAUAAAUAAACUUCCAACUUGCUGUGAUUUUACAUAAUUGAUGUAACUGGCAAAUCACAAAUGAAAUGACUUCACUACGGCUACUACAGUAUGUAUUAGUCAGUCUGUAAGGAUUGUUUUUGGGGCACACUUUAAACCAGCCUGCAGCAUUUCACAUUUUCAAUAUGUGUGUGAGAUUGUUUGUCUUCCCGGUGAGUUGCUGAUGUGCAGUAACGUUA
Carassius gibelio (silver crucian carp) is the source of this 2095-nucleotide messenger RNA. RefSeq names its product gastrula zinc finger protein XlCGF8.2DB-like. The record is from RefSeq and is a predicted model, not a curated record. Gene Ontology annotation, biological process: regulation of transcription by RNA polymerase II. The transcript has 2 exons. Bases 268 to 1305 code for a protein of 345 amino acids. NCBI's taxonomy places the organism in Eukaryota, Metazoa, Chordata, Actinopteri, Cypriniformes, Cyprinidae. Gene Ontology annotation, molecular function: RNA polymerase II cis-regulatory region sequence-specific DNA binding; DNA-binding transcription factor activity.